Molecule: messenger RNA, 792 nt
Organism: Phragmites australis (common reed)
Lineage: Eukaryota; Viridiplantae; Streptophyta; Magnoliopsida; Poales; Poaceae
Exons: 4
Coding region: 143-397 (84 amino acids)
Source: RefSeq, a predicted model, not a curated record
CCUCUCGUGUUCCUCCUACAAUAAGUCGUCGGGGGCCGUCUCCUCCUUGGUCGUCGCGUCGACCUCGGCUCGUCUUGUUAUAGCCGGGAGAGGCUAAGGGGAAGAGGUGGCAGUUAGCUGACCGGCCGGCGGUAGAUCAGCCAUGAGCGACGGUCAUGGAGAUGUUCCUGGAGGCUACUUCGUUGGCCGUCCAACCAACCACGCGGCAGUGCCGGAAUCACAGGCCGCCGGUGAGCAGAAGCCGGCGACCACGCAAACUCCUAACGGUUACUUCGUCGGCCGUCCGGAGAGCCAUCACGAGCAGCAACAAGUACCGCAGCAAACCACUAAUCCGAGCAGAUCAAGCUUCUUGGCCAAAUGCUGUCCAUGCCUCGCCGGCGGUGGAGCUGCGGAUUAGAUGGACGACUCCCGGAGCACACCCGAGGAACUUAUGAACGGCAACAUUCCAGUAAAUUUGCGCGGAGGCGGCUCUAUGCCUCUAUCUCUAUAUGAAUUGCAACUUUCGUCCUUUGGAAGCUGCCCCUAUUUCUUAUUUUUAUUGUUCCACAUUUGACAAUUGAUACGUCCUUGUGCAUCCGUACCGCUACCAGGAAAUGCAAAUUUCAUCAAAAGUUGUCCAUUCCAUCCAGUCGCUGCCUUUUCCUUUUUCCCAAAGGAUACUUGUUUUGUCUAAAACAAUGUCAAUUAUGUAUUGUUUAUUUUGCUUGCUGAGGUUGUAAACAUUUAUUAAUUGUGAGUUGUCUUUCCAUGUACAAAUAUGUCAAUCCAACCUUUUGAAGUUCUUCCUGGUAA